AUGUACACUUACGAUCCACGUUUGUCCGAUCACCAACACGUGCACUAUAUCGCUAACAAGCCCUCUCCCCACCGUUCAGCAGGUGCCGGUGACACGGAGUUGGACCACUCCAUCAAUCAGAUCCAGAUGUUCCACGUGUGCUUUGUAACUACAGUGGGACGGUCGACUGUAACACGGCAGCAUGACGAUACCUCAGCCACAGGGACUAGCAUGUACACCUCCGACAACCACAAGAUAUACAUUGAUCUGGUCAAGCAGCUCACGGCCGGGCUGGUGCAUGAAGAGUUGCGAUGCGGGUUUCUGAGCUCACAGGUAG
Sphaeroforma arctica JP610 is the source of this 316-nucleotide messenger RNA. The record is from the annotation of a RefSeq genome assembly. NCBI's taxonomy places the organism in Eukaryota, Ichthyosporea, Ichthyophonida.